This is a messenger RNA of Fraxinus pennsylvanica, 1146 nucleotides long. Lineage: Eukaryota; Viridiplantae; Streptophyta; Magnoliopsida; Lamiales; Oleaceae. The record is from the annotation of a GenBank genome assembly.
AUGACUUUAUCCUAUGGCUACUACAAGAGAAUCUUCCAUUGUGGCAGAUUUCAGAAUCAAAACCUAACUGGUUGCAAGGUGCUGCAACCUCAACUCCACUACACGCUAUUGAUCUUUCGGAUUCACAAGCAGUUGCCAUCAGCAGACGGGCAACACCACCACAUCCAGGUAUUUGCGGGUGAUUUGUACGAGAAGUCCAAACGUCAUGAACGCGUUCCAUCUCCUGCAUCCAAACACAAAGAUGAGAUUUUACCUAGUAGGUAUGAUGAAAUGUCGUCUAAAUACAGUGUGGAGUUCAUUGCUGGAGGUGCUACACAGAAUUCAAUCAGAGUUGCUCAGUGGAUGCUUCAAAUUCCCGGUGCAACCAGUUACAUAGGCUCCAUUGGAAAGGACAAAUAUGGCGAGGAAAUAAAGAAAAAUGCCAAACAAGCUGGUGUUAAUGUUCAUUACUACGAAGAUGAGUCUCCUACCGGUACUUGCGCUGUAUGUGUCGUGGGUGGCGGAAGAUCUCUUGUGGCCAAUUUGUCAGCAGCAAACUGCUACAAAUCUGAUCAUUUGAAGAAACCAGAAAAUUGGGCGUUGGUUGAAAAGGCCAAGUACUUCUACAUUGCUGGAUUUUUUCUCACAGUUUCCCCAGAGUCCAUCAUGCUUGUUGCUGAGCAUGCAGCCGCAAACAACAAGGUUUUCAUGAUGAACCUUUCUGCUCCAUUUAUCUGUGAGUUCUUCAAGGAUGUGCAAGAGAAAGCAUUACCGUAUAUGGACUUUGUUUUUGGAUAUGAAACGGAAGCACGAACUUUCUCGAAAGUACAUGGCUGGAAGACUGACAACAUUGAGGAAAUAGCUUUGAAAAUCUCUCAGUGGCCAAAGGCCUCUGGAACACACAAAAGAAUUACUGUUAUUACUCAGGGUGCAGAUCCAGUUGUUGUUGCAGAGGAUGGGAAGGUGAAGUUGUUCCCUGUAAUUCCAUUGCCAAAAGAGAAACUUGUUGAUCCAAAUGGGGAAGGGGAUGCUUUCGUUGGAGGAUUUCUGUCUCAGUUGGUUAAAGAGAAACCCAUUGAAGAUUGUGUAAAAGCAGGUUGUUAUGCAUCAAACGUCAUUAUCCAGAGGUCCGGCUGCACUUACCCCGAGAAGCCCAAUUUUAAAUGA